AUGCGAGCACGAGGCAAGAAUAGACGGCCCCUCAUCUCUGCACCUAUAGGCCCGGUCAAAAGCUCCAGAGGUGCCGAUCUUAUCCGAAGCGAGAGGCUUAUUGUUGUCGAUGCCAUCAAGGACUGUGAAACAGACAUCUCAAGCUCAAUUCCCGAAUGCCGCCGUCCUCUGCCUAUCCAAGCUCCAAGGCAUGUAUCAGCUGGAUUUCACCGCGACAGACAAUUAGAAAGCAGCCCGAUCGUUGCAAGCUCUGGUAUCUCCGCCACGCCGAUCAUCAAGACCUGUUCUACUCCAAAGCCGCCAAAAAAGUCGCGUAGAAGCUUGCUAUCAACCUCAUCUAUACCAAAGCCGUCUUUUAGAACAGGGCCAACAGCUACACUGGUACAAGACGAGAAUAUCCCUCCUGUGCCCGAUGGAUUUUUCCAUCCAGACGUACCAAAUCUUCGACUGGCGAGCAAACUACCUAGAUCUCGAACUAUGAGUGCCCUUCACGACUUGAAGACGUCCAUCUCCCGGCCUUCCUUGGCUGUUCGCUCUAUCAACACUUCUGCUUUCGCCGGUUCCUCUUCCAAAUCUUCUCCGUCUUCUGCUGAAACCGAUGCAAAGCUUUCCAAACCUUCAAAAUUGAAUAUUGUGCAACCACCCACAACGACGCUGGCUAACUCGGCCCAGUCUUAUUCUCCUGGAUCUCCAUCCAUGCGAGUCAGCAUCGCGCAGUCUUCUGCUUACUGGUCUGGCCGAUUUAUGGCUCUUCAUGAUCGAUUUUCGUCAGAAAAUCUUGCUGCGGAUGCUUUUGAAUCUCGCCAAUCUUUGGCCAACUCCUUUUCUACACGGCCAAAAACGCCAUACAGCACUCUACAUCAGCGAGCAUCUCAUCUCCCUAAUUCGACUACUACUUCCGCCCUAAGAAGCUUUAUGGCAUCAUCCAGCGUCUCACCCGAAAAUGAAGAGGAUGCACGAUGCCGCCGUGUAUUUGACCACCUCGAUCGUCUUUGCACCACGGCUGAAGCGAGGCGCUCUUUGCACAUCUGGCAGCAAGCUUAUGCUCGCCGAUAUAGUCGCCCCUCGCUGCUCCCUGAGGGCGGCACUAUGGAAGAGAAAGGCCUGAUGGCUAAGAUUUUUCGCAGCUCGGGCGCCAAAAAAAGUGAAAGGCACAGCUUAACAAAGCUGCGCUACGGCUCUUAUAAUCAUGAUAACAAGACCAAGAGCUUUCUUUCAGGAAGCAUUUCCAGGGCCUCUCGGGAAAAGCGCCUCGCUAUGUCGUAA
This is a messenger RNA of Trichoderma asperellum CBS 433.97, 1266 nucleotides long. RefSeq lists its product as uncharacterized. The record is from RefSeq and is a predicted model, not a curated record. Lineage: Eukaryota; Fungi; Ascomycota; Sordariomycetes; Hypocreales; Hypocreaceae.